AUGGGCCGAGCAUUUCCGAGGCGUCCUCAACCGCCCUUCCGUCAUCUCCGACGCCGCCAUCGCCCGCUUGCCGCAAGUGGAGACCAACGUGGACCUCGACCUCCCGCCAUCUCCCCAGGAGACCAUCAGGGCCGUGCAACGGAAGAGGAGAUGCAACGGAGCAUGAACCUGUUCUCCGCCGCCUGCGAGAACUUCGGUCUGGUCAUUAACAAGCAGAAGACGGUGGUGAUGCACCAACCGCCACCCAACUCAGCCACAGCCCCCAACGCGCCGCCGCAAAUCAGCGUGAACGGAACCCAACUGCAAGUGGUGGAGAACUUCCCGUACCUGGGCAGUACCCUCUCCCGGAACAUUAAGAUCGAUGACGAAGUCGCCAACAGGAUCUAG
This is a messenger RNA of Spirometra erinaceieuropaei, 387 nucleotides long. The record is from the annotation of a GenBank genome assembly. Lineage: Eukaryota; Metazoa; Platyhelminthes; Cestoda; Diphyllobothriidea; Diphyllobothriidae.